GGUUAAUGUGUCAGAAACUGCCAGAGUGAAGUGACCGCCGGGAAGGGAGCAGUUCGUUUGUAAGUGAGCAGUGAAUUUCGAGAUCCCAGCAGAAACUUUAACUGUUCAUCAAAUGGCAGGAAGACCAUCUAGUCAUCGGAGAAAGCAGGGGGCUGAUGCAAAACCACUAAUGCCUCAAGAGGGAGCUGUGCUUCCACAUACUAAAGCAGCCAGUCCAAGCAGUUCAGGAUCUAGAAGCCAAGGAGGUAGAGCAAAGGGUGGGAGCCCCAGCUCAGCCAAGCCCUCAAACACUGGAAGAUCUCCGAACUCAACUGCUAACACCAGAAACGUUGAAACACAGAGAUUCACCAAGUCAGCUACAAGAGGAGCAGAAAGCAGUGGAAAUGGUGCCUCACGAAACACAUUGGUUAUUGGUAAAGCCAACUCUGGAUCCCAGGAAUUGAGAAAAGAGAGACCAUUUAAAAAUCAGGUUGACCAAAAAGGUCAGGGCAGCAUUUCUGCACACCCAGAGAUGAUCAGUAAGCAGAGAGUAGAAGAGAUUGAGAAAGCCACAUGGGGUCAAAGGGAAAACCCAGCCUGGUUUGAGCAGCGCAGAAACCGAAUCACUGCCUCAGUUGCGCAUAAGAUUUCCCACAGCAAGUUUGCAAAUGGUAAAAGUACAGAGGUCCCUCAGUCCUAUGUGAGGUCCAUUGUGGGUCAGGGCUCAACUGUUAUGACUCCUGCAAUGAAAUGGGGUAUCCAGAAUGAGCCUGCUGCCAUAAAAAAAUAUGAGAAGCUGAAGUCUGAGGAUAUUGGGCGCCAAGUAACUGUCAAGUCAUGUGGGCUGUUCGUUGACCCAGAGAAGAACUGGUUGGCAGCGAGUCCUGAUGGAGUAGUGGUUGACAAGGCAACAGGGGAUACCAUUGGCCUGGUGGAAGUCAAAUGCCCCUACAAACACAAGAAUCACACCAUCAACAAAGCUUGUGAAGACAAAACAUUCUGCUUGGAACAGAACAAAGGUGAACUUCAACUGAAAAAGAAUCAUCCCUAUUAUACCCAGAUUCAGUGCCAGUUGGCAGUUGCAGGUGUUGACAAGGCUGACCUUGCAAUCUACACUGACCGCGAUGUUGCCAUUGUACCAGUGAAAUCUGAUAAACAGUUCUGGAAAAAUACUGAAAAUAAACUGGAAGAUUUCUACACCAGAGCAGUCGUACCAGAAUUACAGAAAAAUAAUGCAGUGUUGGCGAAUGAAGAGUAGCCAAAUGAAAGAUUCUGAGUGUUUCCCCAAAUAAACCAAUACUUAAAGCAUUGCAGCUUUUCCCUUCAAGAAAAUGUCUGGAGUCAAAAGUGUAAAUGAAAAUUCAUGACAAACUUUAAGAAAUUGAAAGAUUAUAAAACUGUGACUUUCUCAGCUUUAUAGCAGCAAGUAGUUACAAAGCUUCUGUGAUGGAAAAUGUGAUUACACAAUUC
Messenger RNA from Hemiscyllium ocellatum (epaulette shark), 1449 nucleotides. RefSeq lists its product as uncharacterized. The record is from RefSeq and is a predicted model, not a curated record. NCBI's taxonomy places the organism in Eukaryota, Metazoa, Chordata, Chondrichthyes, Orectolobiformes, Hemiscylliidae. The transcript is spliced from 2 exons. Bases 113 to 1237 code for a protein of 374 amino acids.